Messenger RNA from Blepharisma stoltei, 1891 nucleotides. The record is from the annotation of a GenBank genome assembly. NCBI's taxonomy places the organism in Eukaryota, Ciliophora, Heterotrichea, Heterotrichida, Blepharismidae.
AUGUCAUCAAAAAGCAUUUUUGACUGUUUUGAAAUUAUGCAUCAGCACUCAUUACAAAGGAGAAGGGCAGGUGAAGAUUUCAUACAGCUGCUAAGAGAACGAGCCAUGCAUGAAGAAUUCUAUGCGAAAGGACUGGAAAGGAUUGGAAAUCACUCAUAUUUCUUGAUAAAUCAUGGGAGUUUAUCAGAUGUUCUUAGUGCUAUUAAAUUAGAAAGCCUAGAAAGGGCAAAGCAGGCCAAAAUAUUUGCGGAAAAUAUAAGAAAGCAAAUAGCAGAUCCAUACGGAGAAUUACUAAAAAUCCAAGCCCUUAAUAUAAAAAAGACACAUGCUGAAGGGCAGAUUUUGGAAAAGGAAAAAGAAAAUUUAAUUGAGAGGAACGAAACAACAAAAGAAAGAUACGCCAAAGCCUGCAGCGAUUAUGAGCAGCUUACUUUACAAAUGGAGCAGCAAAGAAGCCAAGGUAAAGUAUGCUUUUCUAUUUAUUUAGAAAAAAAAAUGAAUAUUUUUAAAAAAAAAAUAAUUCACUUAAUAAUAAAAUAUAGAAAAAAUCGUACAAAAACUUGUGAUUUGUAAGAGAGAAGUGGAUUCAAAUUUAAAAAAUUAUUUAGAAAGUGUCGAAAGCUUAAACAGAUAUUACGACCAAUACACCGAAAACGUCAAAACUUUAAUCGAAAUCUAUAGAAGCCAUGAAAGGCAGCGUCUUGAAACCAAAAAAGAGCUGGUCUACAAGCUCCUCAAUUACGAAUUAAUUUACAACCAAACCAGCUUUACUGAGCUGGACUCAAUAAAAACCACAAUGGAUAAAGUGGACAUGCAGAUCGAUUUAAGCAAAAUUUUCCACUUUGACUUAAACUAUACAAAAGAAAGCGUAGAUUUUGAGCCUUAUGAAGGACAGCACCAUGCUUUUAAAAAUCUUGGUACAAAUCCUCCAUUAAUAGAUUUACCUGCUUUUGAGGAAGGCUAUGACGAACAAGCGACACAAAAUGCGAUUGAGGAGAUGCUGAGAGGAGAAAUGGACUCUAUAAUUCAAAAAGCAUGGCAAGGAGAUGUGUUAACGUCAGAGGACUAUAAUCAUUUCAAUAACAUUAUAAAAGACUCUUUUGGGAGAAAACUGUGGUCUUACUGUCUGAAUCAAAGAAGAAAUAAUGGGAUUUUUGCAAUUGCAGAAGGAGGGUUUAACCAGAUUGGGUUGCUAUUGAGAUCAGUUCUAAAUGAGGUAAAGGAUAUUUAGUGUGACCGUUUUCAGGAUAGCCAGAUUGGAAAAAGCUGCAUUAUUUUAUCACAGACUUUUUACAAGGAAUGUGAUAACCCAGAUUCCAACAAGCAAUAUUUACAAAACUUUAUAUUAGACCACAAAAUCUGGUCCAACCUUGAAUUUUGAAAUAAAGUUAUACAAACCUCAAUUGACGAAGAAGUCAAAAACCAAGAAGAACUGGAAGCUACAAAAAUGGAAAAUGCUGAAGAUACCCAGCAGAGAAUAAAAAAUAUUGUGUUUUGCCAAUUAGUUUCUUAUGGGCAUAUAAUGGUCAAUUUUAAAGUUGACGUUGACUAUGCAGCUCAACUAGUAUUAAGAUACGCAAGCCACUAUAAGCUUUCAAGUGAAAUCAUUGAUCAAUUGAUGGUAAAAAACACAUAGGUCACGCUUGAUAUAAAUUUCGAUACCGAAAAAGAGGAAACUGAAAAAUUAAAAGUUCCUUUAUGGCUUGAUGAAAUUCAGAUGUCAAGGACUUCUUCACGAGUAAGUGAUUCUCAGUAUGGAGAUAGUGAAGUAGGAGACACAUUGACUAGUGAAGAAUUUAAUUCGCCGAGGUCUGCUGGAGUCGCAACUCCAAAUGUCAUCGUUGAAAACUGUGAUCUUUCAAGUCCUAUCAGAGAUUUUGAAUUAAAAUAG